AUGCCACGUUUAAACAAUAGUUCUAUUAUUUAUAUCUAUUUUGGUGCAUCAUUCUUAUCAUAUCUUGGAACUGAUGGUUUUAAAGUUGAUUCACCAAUCAUUUCAUCAUUACCCGUUAUAGUAUUAUCAUUUUUGACAUUAUUUACAUUUAUGGAAUGGAAAGCCAAAUUUUUAACAGCAUUAUCAUUCUUUUCUAGUGGAUGGGGAUUAUAUGCAUGGUAUGAAUUUCCAAAUUAUAUGGAAACUAAUUCAUUUUAUCAUUUAUUAGCCAAAUUAUUAUAUUUAUUCUCUUUUUUUACAUGUUUAAAACGAUUAUGGCCACCAGUAUUUAUAAUUAUGUUAACCUAUUCAAUAAUUUUUAUAUAUUUAUGUUUUUUCGAUUUAUUUUUAACACUUCCAAUAUUAAUAAUUAUCUUAUCAACAUCAAUGAUUAUUUUAGCUAUAGAAGUUUCAGUAGCAGCAUCAAUAUGGAAGUAUGGUUCACAUCAAAUGGAUACAAAAUAUUCCAUAUUUAUAAGAGUUAUAGGACUUCUUUUAUUAACAACAUUUGAAAGUUUCUUAUAUAUGGAUAAAUUUGGUGGUAAUUAUUUUUCAACUUUAACGACAUAUUUAAAUAUUUUCUAUUACAUUUCACAUCUUCUUUUAUUUAUUUCAAAUGAAAGAUCAUUUUAA
Molecule: messenger RNA, 672 nt
Organism: Strongyloides ratti
Lineage: Eukaryota; Metazoa; Nematoda; Chromadorea; Rhabditida; Strongyloididae
Exons: 2
Coding region: 1-672 (223 amino acids)
Source: RefSeq, a predicted model, not a curated record